Molecule: messenger RNA, 1362 nt
Organism: Ostertagia ostertagi
Lineage: Eukaryota; Metazoa; Nematoda; Chromadorea; Rhabditida; Trichostrongylidae
Source: the annotation of a GenBank genome assembly
AUGACAAGUGCAAGGAGCUCGAAGCCAACGGCUUCAAGUCGGCUCGGCGGAGCUGCCGCCGCUGCUCAAGCGCCAGCUCGACGUCUUCGCGGAGGUCCUCAAGACGAAGAAGAACACCGACCGCCAGGUGCGCGUCAUCGGCCAUGCCGAUGCGUCCGGCACGCCGGCGGCCAACCAGGUGCUGUCGGUCAAGCGCGCCGAGUCGGUGCGCAACUACCUCGUCGCCAAGGGCGCCGACCCGGCCCUGCUGGUCAUCGAGGGCGUCGGCUCCAAGGACCUCAAGAAUCCGGCCCGCCCGACGGCGGACGAGAACCGGCGCGUCGAGAUCGGCCGCAAGCCCUGACGGCUCCAUCCCUUCAACCUCAUCCAGGAGAGACCAUGGGCAAGUCCAUGCACAAGGACGACGUCAUCUUUGGCGGCGACAAGACCUACAAGCUGAACGGCUUCAACAGCUGGUCGGAGGCCAAGAAGGCGGUGGCCGAGCAGAUCGGUCCGAAGCAGACGCCGAUGUGGUCGCAGGCCGAAUCGGCACUGAAGGGCUGGCAGAAGGAAGACGCCAUGGCCGAUGCGUACGUCAAGAUCGGCGUGGUCGACGGCGUUCUGCUGCUGCGGGCCAAGUCCAAGCGCUUCCUCGGUGACGAGGAGCGCGACGCCGUGCUGCUCAAGGGCUACAAGAUCGCUGCCGCGGCCUGGGCCAAGGAGCAGGACCAGGGCACGAGCCAGCACCUGAGCGGUCGCGAGAUCAUUGCGCGGGAGCUCAAGGACGUGAAGAAGCGCGAGGACGCCUACAAGGUCCUCAAGUCGCUCGGCGCGAACGACACCCACCUGGCGCUGCUCGUGGACGAUGCCGCGGUGACCAAGCUGCUCAAAGCGGUGCGGGUGCCGGAGGACGACAUCCCCGGCAUCGUGCGCAGCAAGGUCCUGAUCAACGAUCCCCAGGUCGCAGUCAACGCGCUCAUCGCCGCGAUCGACCGGACGAAUGACGGCAAGAUGCUGUCCAAGCUCGUUCAGAAGCUUGGGGUGUCUGCCUCGCUGCUCAACGGGCUGGCGCAGGGCGUGUCCAACGAGGUGGUGGCCAAGGAGCUGGUGGCGUUGGGCGUCAAGCCGCGUCGCGCCGAGGAGGUCAGCAUGAUCCUGCUGGACGCCGAGACGCCCGAUGAGAAGGCCAAGCGCAAGCUGCGCGACGCUGCGGGCGUGGACGAGAUCAUCAAGCGCCUGGUCAAGCUCGGCAUCCCGCAGGCCACCGCCCAUGACUGGGGUUAUGGCAGCGGCUACAGCGAAGAGGUGAUCGUGAAGGCGGUGGUCGCCAAGGGCGUGGACCGCUCGGUCGCGACCAAGAUCGCGCAGGCCCUGCUGCCCUGA